Schistosoma bovis is the source of this 4307-nucleotide messenger RNA. The record is from the annotation of a GenBank genome assembly. Lineage: Eukaryota; Metazoa; Platyhelminthes; Trematoda; Strigeidida; Schistosomatidae.
CUCCAGUUAUUACUCGCCAAAUUCGUAAGACCUGGUCUUAGGUUCCACUCGUAUCGCGUGACUAGCAUGUGCUUUCAAUCUGUUCACUUAGGCGAUAAAGAAGUGGUACCACUCCCCAUCUGCACAAAAACUGCCCUAUCCGUUUAUGGAGGUUUAAUUUCAAAGGUAUCUAGCAGGACAUCAGGAGUUUUUCUAUGUCGACUCUCCUUGCUUUAAGUUGAUUAGCAUGACGUACCAAAACUUUCGAGCCGAUUGACUCUUCAUAAACAACAUUUCAUUUCCUUUGUAUGAUUAAACCAGCUAUCGAUGUAGGAUGUUUGUCACGGCAGUCCAUAGCAAAUAUUUUUUGACCCACAGUAAAUAAUAGUCUUUAUCUUCAUGAUUUCGAUUGAAUUACUUCCCCAUCGAUCUGUUUCGUUGAAGUUGAAGGAAUGGCACCGGACAGAUGGGAUCGAAAUGGUUAUGUACUUUUCUGAUUAGUAAAGUUCUUGCUGGAGAGACCCCGUCAUUUUUCUGAGGAUUCGGUUUAUAGCAGUAGAUGAGCAUGAACCUUCCUAAAAUCUCUUCGAUGACCGCCCUCCCUUUGAUUUCUGUAGAGUUUUUUAAAUGUAAUAAAGCGUUCGACUUGGCUCCCAGGAUGUAAUGUAGGUGUUUGAACGUAAUUUAUUCCGUUCUGCCAACAGAAUUCUAGGAAGAUAGCGGACGUAAACUUUUUCAAUGUCGCUAACUAUUAACCCUGAAACCCUGAAAGGGUUAAAUAGGUGACUUAGUUUCUUGAUUGUGCAACCUGAAGUUAGAUGUUCCAUGAGAAAAAUUUCUGGCCGCUUCCUGUACGCAUCAACUACCAGAAGGUCAGUUUGUCAAUGGGGUGGACCAACGAAGACCAAGUAUAUACGCUGUCACUGUGACAGGUGUUUGUCAUGAUUGCGGCUCCGCCUUCCGCGGUGCUUUCUUUGCUAAUGCACAUUUGGUAAACGAGUUGGAUAGUUCCUCAAGUUUGGGUGUCAAAGUGUGGAAGUAUGCAUAACUUCAUACUAGCGCUUCCACGCGAUUUAUUCCAGGAUGUCCUGCAUGCAAUUGUUCAAACACUGCUGAUUGAAGCUUCUUUGGGACUAUGACACGUUCGGCAAACAGAAAGCAGUCAUCAAUGAUUGAAAGCGAUAGUCUACACUGGAAAAACUGCUGAUUCUCUGUGGAUCUGAUCUUUGAGAGCUACUCUUCUAGGUGGAACUUUCUAACUUCAUAUAGGAUUGAGUCUAGAAGAGUUCUUUUACUUCAUCAGGUGACACUGGUAAAUGUGCUUUCACAAUGGUGUGGUGACCAAGGUUAACCUUAAAAACAGGGGGAAAAUUUUCCAUCCCACUUGCCAUUAGUACAGAUAUCGGGGUGUCCAAUGAUGAAUACAACACAUUACAGACAUUAUUGAUAGGUUUAGCCAAUAUUCCAGGCUUCUCUAACAUAUUUUUACUAAGAUGAAUGUUCUGUCGUUCUAUUAGAUAACAUAUUCCCUUAUUGUUAAUUUUAUUAAAGAAAAAUUCUCACUGUAAUUCGUCAACAGGUUUUAAAGCAGAGGAUCCUCACUCACGUUCUUCUCCAUGCUCCCCUAGUACACAAAUUAACUUCUGACUAGACAUGAAAUGCUACAACAUAUGUGCUUCUUAAAUAGCCAGAAUCGCACAUAAUCCCAAUCACUACAUAAUCAACAAACAAUCGUUGAUUUGUUAUGGAUUGUUUCUAAUGUUCUUGGCUCUUGGUUUGAACCUAGUGAUAUCGUUGAUACUACUGCAGGUGAAAUUCAUAUUUACCUGUUUGACUAAUUUAUUGUCAUGUCUGACGUUUCCCAGCCUUGUACAUCCAUCUCUUAGAGUCUUGAGUGUGCCGUUUGGAUUUUAAUUUAGUCGAGUCAAGAAACUAGUCCUAAUCUCGACAUCUUAAGAGCUUUGAUGAAUAAUAGGCACUUAAAUUGAUCCGCCAUUAAUGAGUUUAAUUCGAACUGUUCACACUCAUUGCUGAAAUCUUCUUGAGCACCAUAAUCGUCGGCCUCACGCUUCACCAAAUUUAGACACUGAUCUCGAAUACUAAACAAUAAGGAUGGCUCAUCAAAUACCUUUAAAAGUUGGGUUACCCUUUCUUCGAAACUGAAACCCCGAGGUAAUUUUGGCAAUAUGUAGUCAACUUCAUAUGUAUGUUCAUUGCUUUCCAACUUGCACGUCAACAGUCGGGCGUUUCACGCGUCAUAUUGUUUGCAGAGCUGUAUUCUAAAUGUAUCUUCCCAACUCUUGAAUCACGUGGUGUAGGUACUUCAGCUCUUAGGGUUAUAACAGAAUUCUAAGAAUGCCGCUGGCAAAUGCAUCAUAAGCUGUGGUUGACAUAGCAUGUGAGCCUAAGCACUAAAUGUUAGGCUGUUGUAUAAGUUCUUAAAAGAAGCAAUCUUCAGUCUUUAUCUUCGUAAUUUAUAUUUCCAGUUUCUUAUGCUUGAUUACUUCUAGUUAUCAGUAUCAUUAAUUUUAUCUCAUUAUUUGCUAUUCUAGUGACUUAAUGUCGAUAGUCCAGUGUAAAGUUUUGCAAAUUAUACCACAGUGCAACUACUUUGUAUCUGUUCAUCUUGUUUUCCCAAUGUUUUUCAGUUUUUUCUCAUUUGAUCGAUACGUGCUUUUAAAUUGCAUAAUGAGACAAAUCCAUUUACAUUGUGAUGCUUCAUGUUUUUCUACUUAUCUAUCAAAGUUCGCUUUUACAAUAUCAACUAAGUAAUCGAUUUCUGUCGUGUUUGGUGAACUAACUGAUUCCCUGUACUACUAAUACUAUUGUUAAACUCUAAUUUUGUUGGAGAUAUAUGGUUUAACAUAAUAUAACUUUUCAUUUAAUUACAGGCUUAAUGCAAAAUAGCAGUACCUACUUCUCCUACUGAUAAAUGAAUUUGUUCUUACCAAGAGGUUCUUAUGUGUUUUCGGUAUCGACAGCCACCAAACUUCGAGCUGAAUGGCCAUAUAUCCAAAUAAAUAUUACACAUUCAUAUUCAUCAACUGAUAAGUCAUCUGAAUUUGAAGAAAAUACUCCGACUCGGAAACUCUCACCUGAAUUCCAGAAAGCUAUUUCCCAUGGUCCAAGUCUUUCUGAAUUUACCAAGCUAGGCAAUAACAAUCAGUCAAUUAAAGAUUUCUUCAGUUCCCCGAGUUCAGUUACUAAAUCAGAAAAACGCCUCCGUCUUCCAGAAUGGUUAAAGACUGAGAUACCAUGUGGUGGUAAUGUAGCGCGUUUGCAAAAGCAGCUGCGUUCCCUCAAUUUACAUACCGUUUGUGAAGAAGCUCGAUGUCCUAAUAUUAGUGAAUGUUGGACUGGGGGAAAGUCUACAGCCGCCACAGCUACAAUUAUGAUAAUGGGUGAUACUUGUACUAGAGGUUGUCGGUUUUGUUCUGUUAAAACUUCAUCAAAUCCACCACCUCUUGAUCCAGACGAACCAGUAAAUACUGCAGAAGCCAUAAGCAAAUGGGAUGUAGACUAUAUUGUCAUAACAUCAGUUGAUCGUGAUGACUUGGGAGAUGGAGGGGCUCGACACAUAUCUAAAACAAUUCGCCAAAUAAAAGCACGUAAACCAUCAAUUAUAGUUGAGUGCUUAGUACCAGACUUUCAAGGGUGUACAGACUCUAUUCAUACAGUUGUUCGUGCUAGUCCCGAAGUAUAUGCGCAUAAUAUUGAAACUGUGGAGUCACUACAACGUGUUGUGAGGGAUCAUCGAGCUGGUUAUACUCAGUCACUUCGAAACCUAGAGACUGCAAAAGAACGUAGUAACAGGCUUGUAUCAUCCGGAAAUUCCGAUUUUCUAGUCGUCACAAAAUCCAGUAUUAUGUUGGGUCUUGGCGAGACAGAAAAAGAAGUAAUGAUAGCUCUUAAAGACUUACGUCAGGCUGGAGUCGACUGUGUAACAAUUGGGCAAUAUGUACAACCAACUAAGCGUCAUCUAAAAGUUAAAGAAUAUAUUCAUCCAGAUAAAUUUGAUUAUUGGGCGAAAAUUGGCAAAGAUUUGGGUUUUUUAUAUACAGCUAGUGGACCAUUAGUUCGAUCAUCAUAUCGAGCAGGUGAAUAUUAUAUAAAACACAUUAUAGAUCAACGUAAACAAAAAAACGUAUGAUACGAGAUUGAACAACUGAGCACACAAAUACAGUUAUUAUUAAAAGAGGAUGUAUAGAAGUGUAUAUUAGUGAAUCAGGCUGACUUUUUAAUCAAAUUACUUUUUUCAAACGUUCAUUUUACAAGACCCCUUUAGUAAUUUUAUGAAUGAUAAUUAUAUAUAUAUAUAUAUAUAUAUA